CCACAUGGGGUACACCUUCUUACUGUAUCAUCGGAUUUCACAGACAAGUCUAGUUUGAGUAGUAGGCUGUUGCCUGUCACAGCUCCUGUUUUUCAGUCACAUAGCCUUACACCAGAUUAUUGCACAUUCUGCUAUUGCAGAGAUUGAGUUCUGUUAAUUACUGUAGGUUUCUGAUCUCCCGGCGCCCUUUAAGCGGACGCAAAGCAAUGGGCCUCAAAGAUUUAAUAGGGCCCGGUUCUAGGUAACUUUCCUUAAGGGUCGCGGGACUGGCAGCUGAUUGCUUCGUGCCUCGGACUCUCGUUUGUGUUCGACACACACUGUUCCUUUCGUACAUCCACGUGCCCUCGGAAGUCAGUCGAACAGGAUUUACUCUGAAGCAUCUGUGCAAGGACUUCAACGAGAAAUGCACAACAAAAUGAAUGAUCCUGCUAUCAAAAGAAUAACAAAUGAUAUAAUCAAAUCACCUGAGGAUAAACGAGAGUAUCGUGGGCUAGAACUGGCAAAUGGUAUCAAAGCAAUGCUUAUCAGUGACCCCACCACAGACAAGUCUUCAGCUGCACUUGACGUACACAUAGGUUCAUUAUCUGAUCCCCCUAAUAUUGCUGGGUUAAGCCAUUUUUGUGAACAUAUGCUCUUCUUGGGAACUGAGAAAUAUCCAAAAGAAAAUGAAUAUAGCCAAUUUCUUAGUGAACAUGCAGGGAGUUCAAAUGCUUUUACAAGUGGAGAGCAUACAAACUACUAUUUUGAUGUGUCUCACGAACACCUGGAAGGCGCCCUAGACAGAUUUGCCCAGUUUUUCUUGUGUCCUCUGUUUGACGAAAGCUGCAAGGACAGAGAAGUGAAUGCUGUUGACUCUGAGCAUGAGAAGAAUUUAAUGAAUGAUGCUUGGAGACUGUUUCAGUUGGAAAAGGCUACUGGAAAUCCCAAUCAUCCCUUCAGCAAAUUUGGAACAGGAAACAAAUUCACUUUGGAAACUAGACCAAACCAGGAAGGAAUAGACAUAAGACAAGAACUAUUGAAGUUUCAUUCCACUUAUUAUUCAUCAAAUUUAAUGGCUGUCUGUGUGCUGGGACGAGAAUCUCUAGAUGAGCUAACAAGCUUGGUAGUGAAGCUGUUCUCUGAAGUAGAGAACAAAAAUGUUCCGUUACCAGAAUUCCCUGAACAUCCUUUCCAGGAAGAACAUCUUCGGCAACUUUACCAAGUGGUGCCCAUUAAAGAUAUUAGAAAUCUUUAUGUCACAUUUCCAAUACCAGACCUUCAGAAGUACUAUAAAUCAAACCCUGGUCAUUAUCUUGGUCAUCUUAUUGGACAUGAAGGUCCAGGAAGUCUUUUAUCAGAACUGAAGGCUAAAGGCUGGGUAAAUACACUGGUUGGAGGCCAAAAAGAAGGUGCUAGAGGCUUCAUGUUUUUCAUCAUUAAUGUUGACCUUACUGAAGAAGGACUUUUACAUGUGGAAGAUAUUAUUUUACACAUGUUUCAGUAUAUUCAAAAACUACGUACAGAAGGACCUCAGGAGUGGGUUUUUCAAGAAUGUAAGGACUUAAAUGCUGUAGCAUUCAGAUUUAAAGAUAAGGAAAGACCCCGAGGUUAUACAUCCAAACUCGGAGGGAUGCUGCAUUACUAUCCUAUAGAAGAAGUUCUUGCUGCUGAAUAUUUGCUUGAAGAAUUUAGACCUGAUUUAAUAGAAAUGGUGUUAGAUAAAUUGAGACCUGAAAAUGUCCGGGUCGCAGUAGUCUCUAAAACUUUUGAAGGGAAAACUGAUAGAACAGAACAAUGGUAUGGAACACAAUACAAGCAAGAAGCAAUUUCCGAUGAAGUGAUUAAGAAAUGGCAAAAUGCUGAUCUUAAUGGAAAAUUCAAGCUCCCUAUGAAGAAUGAAUUCAUUCCUACUAACUUUGAAAUAGUACCUUUAGAGAAGGAUGCACCACAGUACCCUACUCUUAUUAAGGACACAGCUAUGAGCAAACUGUGGUUCAAGCAAGAUGACAAAUUCUUCCUACCCAAAGCUUGUCUCAACUUCGAAUUUUUCAGCCCAUUUGCUUACGUGGAUCCCUUACAUUGUAACAUGGCCUAUUUGUACCUUGAGCUACUCAAAGACUCCCUCAACGAGUAUGCAUAUGCAGCAGAACUAGCUGGCUUGAACUAUGAUCUCCAAAAUACCAUCUAUGGGAUGUAUCUUUCUGUAAAAGGUUACAAUGACAAGCAACACAUCCUGCUGAAGAAGAUUAUUGAGAAAAUGGCUACCUUUGAAAUCGAUGAAAAGAGAUUUGAAAUUAUCAAGGAGGCGUAUAUGAGAUCACUUAACAAUUUUAGAGCUGAACAGCCACACCAGCAUGCUAUGUAUUACCUUCGGCUAUUAAUGACAGAAGUCGCUUGGACCAAAGAUGAAUUAAAGGAAGCCUUAGAUGAUGUCACUCUUCCCCGCCUCAAGGCCUUUAUUUCUCAGCUGUUGUCACGGUUACACAUUGAAGCACUUCUCCAUGGCAAUAUCACGAAACAGGCUGCGUUAGGAAUAAUGCAGAUGGUUGAAGACACACUCAUUGAGCAUGCUCACACAAAGCCUCUCCUUCCUAGCCAGCUAGUAAGAUACAGAGAAGUACAACUGCCAGACAGAGGCUGGUUCGUCUAUCAACAGAGGAAUGAAGUUCAUAACAAUUGUGGCAUAGAAAUAUAUUAUCAAACAGAUAUGCAAAGCACCUCAGAGAAUAUGUUUUUGGAGCUCUUCUGUCAAAUUAUUUCAGAACCUUGCUUCAAUACCCUGCGCACUAAGGAACAGUUAGGGUAUAUUGUGUUCAGUGGGCCACGAAGGGCUAAUGGUAUCCAAGGACUGCGAUUUAUCAUCCAGUCAGAAAAACCUCCACACUAUUUAGAGAGCAGGGUUGAAGCUUUCUUAAAAACCAUGGAGAAGUGUGUAGAAGAGAUGUCGGAAGAAGCCUUUCAGAAGCACAUUCAAGCUUUAGCAAUCCGUCGCCUUGACAAACCAAAGAAGUUGUCUGCUGAGUGUGCAAAAUACUGGGGAGAAAUAAUUUCACAGCAGUAUAACUUUGACAGAGAUAACAUUGAAGUGGCAUAUCUGAAAACUCUAACAAAAGAAGACAUAAUGCACUUUUAUAAGGAGAUGUUGGCAAUAGAUGCUCCAAGAAGGCACAAAGUAUCUGUACACGUAUUAGCAAGAGAGAUGGAUUCCUGCCCUGUUGUGGGAGAAUUUCCAUCCCAAAAUGAUGUAAAUCUGGCACCGGCACCAGCAUUACCACAGCCAGAUGUGAUUCAGAAUAUGACAGAGUUCAAGCGCAGUCUACCACUCUUUCCUUUGGUGAAACCUCAUAUCAAUUUCAUGGCUGCAAAACUGUGAAGACUUGCUGGAUAAAGAACUGGAAGUGGAUCAGUCUUAUGUAACUUCAGGGUUUUGUUUUGUUUUCAUAAUGAACAGGCAUCUUAAAUUGUUAUUAGGACAAGCAAACCUGUCUACUAUGAGGGUCCCUGAUUCCUUCUAGGUUAAUUCAGCAUAAAUGGUGUGAUAGGGAUACAGCAAAUUAUGCAAAUAGGCUGUAGUCAUACGUCAUGUUUAUUGUAGAGCCACUCUUGGAAACCAAAAUCAAGUGGUAUAUUCAAAGGUCUGUGUAGGUAUGGUAUAUUACACAAUAGCGUGGACAUUUAAGGGUUUUGUUUGCAUAAUGGAAUAUGAAGGUGCUUUCUGAAAAACUGGUUUUACUUUAAAAGCUGUUGCUUUCCUUAUGGUCAUUAAGACUAAACAUUUUGGGAGUUUAUUUAAUUGGGUGUGGAAGACGAAAACGUUAUUACAUUAUAUUUUAAAGAAGGCGCAUGGAAUGAUAACCAUUUUAAAAAAUGAUCCUGAGAUGCAACCAACUGUUUAGGUUCAAUAUAAAAUCUGUGCAAAUGAGAAAAAAAUGUCAACGAAUGUCUUCACAGAAGAAUUGCUAGAUAUAGCGACAACAUUUUAAUCUUUGUACACAUUUGAGGACAUUUUAUAUUCAGACUAGAAAAAUGCUGGAAACACUUGGGUAGCCAUCUCCCCCCCCCCAUUCCUAACCCUUGCAUUUUCUCAGGGUUAUUCUGCUAAUGUUUCCUUUAAUUUGUAUAAAUAAAAUCUUUUUGACAUUUUUCCUCUAGUUUUUCAUGUACUGUUUUAGAUCCCUACCAAACUGGUACUGUUUUGCUUGUAGAAAAGCUGUCAGUGACUCUUAAUAUAUAUUGGAACUGUGGGCUGGAAUAUACCUCCAUGUAAGUAUAUAAGAUGGGAACCUUAGUCUUUACCACAAUCACACAGCUUAGUGUAUGCCGAAUGCACAGAUGUGCCACAUGAAUUUCCAGAAUUGGGUGGCAGUUUACCUCAGAGUCUGAGCCACUGCAUAGCUCCCACAAAGUGUGUCGCCCAGUGAUAUCUUAAUCUGCAUUCUAAAAUGCUUGAUACAAGCCUUCAGGUUCACAGAAAUCUUUCUCAGUCUUUGAUGUUCAAAUUGGAAAGGCGAUGUACAUUUGCAUUAUUCAGCUAAUAUUUAUUGUUGGUCCAACAGUUAGACAUUAGCUUAAAUACAAUAUCAAGUUGAACAUUAUUAGGGCAGUAUUCUUUGUGUUUAAAAGGUUGUAUCUAGUGUUUUAAACAUGGGCUAAAUAUUUGCCAUGUGUCUAUUUUUUAAAAAAAUUGGAACAUAGGUCAUUUUGAAAUUCAAUUGUAGCACAAUAUGACAUCAUUUAGAGUACAACAUAAAAUUUAUGCCAGUUUCUAGUAAUACAGCACAAAUGAAAGACAUUUAUAUGCAAAAAAUGGAAGUGAAAAUUAGGAUAAAAAAUAUUGAUCUUUUUCAUGUCUAGCCUGAUUUUAGUGGGGGUUAUGGCACUAACAUAAAGAGUGUUCAGGUGCUGAAAGUUUCUUUGAUCUGAUGUUGAUGUGGGAAGGUACUUGCACUUUUCAAAACAAAAUAACUUUCGAAUACUUACUGUUUUGAAGUUCAUUGUACAGAUUCAUGGUACGAAAUAUUCAAAGCUUAAGGAUACAGUGCUGGAGAUAAUAUGUCAGGAAGAUCCCAGUGGAUUUCUAAUUUCAUUUGGUUUUCCAAGAGAAACUGCAGACGUCUGGCUUGUGUGGAGCUAAUUGCAUUAUGUGCAUUGAUCAGGCAGGGAUUUGGGUGUUUUUGACUAUCUCACCCACAUUUCUUAUGACUAAUCCCAGCUAACAUAGAUUGCCUAGUUGAUUGUUAGAAUAAAAUUGUGUGUUUCAUCUUCCUGAAUACAUAAUUUAUAGAGCAAAGUUGUUUAUGU
Molecule: messenger RNA, 5280 nt
Organism: Pogona vitticeps (central bearded dragon)
Lineage: Eukaryota; Metazoa; Chordata; Lepidosauria; Squamata; Agamidae
Gene: IDE
Product: insulin degrading enzyme
Biological process (GO): amyloid-beta metabolic process; peptide catabolic process; hormone catabolic process
Cellular component (GO): mitochondrion; cytosol; peroxisomal matrix
Molecular function (GO): metal ion binding; metalloendopeptidase activity
Source: RefSeq, a predicted model, not a curated record